AUGAAGUUUAUCAUCUAUUUGUUCCUAUUCAUCACUGCUUGCUAUGCUUCGAACAACACCAUCUGCACGAAUGGUUUCGAUUUGAUCAACAACAAAUGCUGGAAGUUAUUCCAAACCCCCGCAAAUCACACGAUUGCGGAGAGGACUUGUACAGGAUAUGGUGGUACUUUGUUCAUGGCAAAAACUGCAAUUGACAAUAGAGCUGUUGGGAACUACGUGAAUAGCUUUGGAAUAGAUCGUAUUUGGAUGGGCGUGUUUUGUAUUGGAAAUGCCAAGAGUCAAUGCUAUUUUGAUGAUCAAGUAGGGUCUACUGUCAUUUAUGACAACUUUGCACCAGGAUUCCCAAAUGCUGGAACUGGUCGUUGUGUCUACUACGCUUUGUCAGGCUCUACAAGUGGACUAUGGAUUAACGGGGACUGCAUGGAAUCAUUCCCAUAUGUCUGUGAGCUUCCCACCACUCAUUCAGACUAUUGUGAUUAUAACUUCAAUGAUCACUGCUACUUCCUUAACGACGAACUUUCAUUCAGCGGUGCUCAACUUCAAUGCCAAAGUCUUUGUAGCAAUUUGGUGUCGAUUCAUUCCGCGGAGGAAAAUCGUUACAUUACAUCUCUCUAUUCUCAAUUAUCUUAUGAUUUCAUCCGGAUUGGAGGCAUCGCAUCUUCAAAUGACUUUGUUGUAUGGGCGGAUGGAUCAGUGAUGGAUUACAGUAAUCUAGAGACAUUUGGUACUGGAGGUAAUUGUCUGAAAAUGGCUCUCAAGUCAACGGAUUAUCACUCGCGAGGCUCUUGGUACACUGAUGAUUGUUCUACUCUCGCACACUUCGUUUGCAAACGACCGAUUGGAGUUCCUGACUGUAGUGGGACUCCACCACCUCCUACAGUACCCCCACCAACGAUGGCUCCACCGACCUGCACUUCUGGAGUUCACGUGGCACCUGGAGUUAUUUCGUCUCCAAACUACCCGAACUAUUACAGAUCAGCUUGCGCCUACACUCUCACAACAUAUGGCUCCAACAAAAUCAGACUAACGUUCAAUUAUGUGUACACAUAUCCAAACUACGAUCCUAUUGACAUAUAUGACGGUGAUUCAACAGAUGCACCAUUGUUAUACUCGCUGAACCGACAAUCUGGUGGUGGUUACUGGACAUAUACAUCUACUGGCAAUUCAAUUUACGUCAAUUUCCGUUAUACUUCCGGACAAACAUCUACUUACACUGGCUUCAAUGCAACUUUUUACUCAGUGUUCUGA
This is a messenger RNA of Caenorhabditis remanei, 1248 nucleotides long. RefSeq lists its product as uncharacterized. Bases 1 to 1248 code for a protein of 415 amino acids. NCBI's taxonomy places the organism in Eukaryota, Metazoa, Nematoda, Chromadorea, Rhabditida, Rhabditidae. The record is from RefSeq and is a predicted model, not a curated record. The transcript is spliced from 3 exons.